This is a messenger RNA of Hypanus sabinus (Atlantic stingray), 1723 nucleotides long. RefSeq names its product ring finger protein 215 (gene rnf215). Gene Ontology annotation, molecular function: ubiquitin protein ligase activity; frizzled binding. The coding region runs from base 33 to 1157 and encodes 374 amino acids. The record is from RefSeq and is a predicted model, not a curated record. Gene Ontology annotation, biological process: Wnt receptor catabolic process; negative regulation of canonical Wnt signaling pathway; ubiquitin-dependent protein catabolic process. The transcript is spliced from 10 exons. Lineage: Eukaryota; Metazoa; Chordata; Chondrichthyes; Myliobatiformes; Dasyatidae.
UUGGCAGGCGACCUGUUUUGGGCGGAGGGAAGAUGGUGGCGGGCACUGGUCAGCGGCACGGCUUUUAUUUACUGUUCGCCGGCUGCUUCCUGCGUUGGUGUGCGGCGGCAGCUGAGAAGGUGGCGUUGGUGGACGUUUUGCUGAUGGAUUCCCGGAGAGGCUGGUCCGCAGAGCUUGGCUUCAAGUCGGGCAGCAACUAUCGUCUGCAGGGUACCGUGUUAGCCCUUGGCAGCGGGCCUGACAACCCCGGCCAAGGUAACGAGCGGCUGGGCUCCUUUCCCAAACAUAACCAGGACAGCUUAGAAGGAAGCUUAAUAUUAGUUAAAGAUGAGCCAUUGGAUAUCCAGCCAAACAAGGGAGAGAAAUGGAUUGGAGUUGUUUCUGUUGAUGAAGACCAGGUUGAAAAAAAAGGAAGUAGCAAACAGGAAUCAUUUGCUGCUGCAGUUAUCAGUAAGAUGAAGAGAGCCCUUGUUUUGGGAGCAUCAGCCCUGUUUAUUUUGGUUUUAAAUCAAAACACCUUCACUGAGAUGGACAUCUCCCAAGUGCUUUCGAAACCUGUGGUUGUAAUGCAAAGCUCUGAAAAUGUAACCAAACUUCUGGGAGCCUUAUUAAGUGGUCUUCGUGCAUCUGCUAAAAUAACUUUUAAAAGCAUAAUUCAGAAUGAUCUGGGAGUAACAUUAACACUGUGGUCAACCUGUGGGCGUUCACGAGGCGGACUUUAUGGGGAAUGGCAAGGAGUUAUUUGUACAGGAGAGAAUAGCUCUCAGGUUCAGAAAUAUCUACAUCAGCUGUGGAACACUAUCCUGUUGGUGGGUUUAAUCUUAUGUACUGGAGUCAUUGUGCAGGCCCAGUGGCAGUAUAGACACUAUGAGUCAAGCACUGAAGAUUUGGAGAUGAGCUUGAAGCAACAAAUAUUAAAGCAGCUAUCAGCAUUGAAAACAAGGAAAUAUUUUCCAAACAAAAGACAGAAAACACAGUCACAAGAACAUGAGAAUUGUGCAGUGUGCUUGGAAGAAUUCCAUAAAAAUCAGUGUUUGCGAGUACUACCUUGUCUACAUGAGUUUCACAGGGACUGUGUUGAUCCUUGGUUGCUACUUCAACAGACUUGCCCCCUGUGUAAGCGAAAUGUACUGAGUGAUCCAUAUGGGAACAGUUGACUUUAUUCUUCAUUUGAAGAGAAGGAAAAGCAGGAAACUACCUUGAUUCCAUUUCUGUAAACAAUUUGAAACUUUUUAUAUUGCACUUUAUUUGUAUAAUUCUGCACAACCAAUUAAAUUUGGGGAAUUAAGUGAACAUUUGAACUUAAAAUUCAGAGCAAGAUAAUCUCUGUAAUCGUGUCUGUAUUCUAAGUUUAUUGACUUGCACAAACAUGAUGUGAAGUAUACCAGCUAUAAUAAAUCUGUGAUGCAAAGUAGACCUGUUUUGGGAUUAUUCAGGAAGAGCUAGUUAGUGUGUACUUUUGUGAUUUGUGGUUAAGUUCUUAGAGCACUGUAGAUACAUUCAAUAUUCACACUAAAAGUAGAGAUGCUCAUUCUGCUCUUAUAUUGUGAAUGCAUUCUUUAUAGCUAUUUUUGUAUUGCAAAAAUGCACUGAAAUUUAUUUGGUGUGUAUUGAUAAACCAUCCGUGGGUACUGUUGGAGAAGAAUAUAACCAUCUAUCUAAAUCCUUACAGACAGAUGAUGGAUACAUCUGCAUCUGAAAGCUGUUAUUAGCCUUUAGUAAU